AUGGGGGUGAUUAAAGCAUUGGACCAAUCUGUGGUCAAUAAGAUAGCCGCCGGUGAGAUCAUCAUUGCCCCAGCAAAUGCUCUCAAGGAAAUGUUGGAGAACUCUAUUGAUGCUGGAAGCACCAAUAUACAAGUGGUGGCAAAAGAUGGUGGGAUAAAGGUGCUUCAAAUAUCUGACAACGGGAGCGGGGUGAUGAAAGAUGAUUUACCGAUUCUCUGUCAACGGUUCACCACAUCCAAGCUUUCAACUUUUGAAGAUUUGGGAUCACUCAACACUUAUGGGUUUAGAGGUGAGGCAUUGGCGAGUAUUUCCCAUAUUGCUCAUUUAUCCAUUUUAACGAAGACCAAAGACUCGCCCUGUGCUUGGGCUUGUCACUACUCUCAGGGGAAACUUGUUCCUGCUAAAGCAGGCGAGUCACCUGGCCCAAAACCAAUCGCUGGUAAGAAUGGCACACAAAUAACCGUGGAAAAUUUGUUUUACAACUUUUCUUCUCGUUUGAAAUCGUUGAAAUCAUCUAAUGAAGAAUUUAUAAAGAUAUUAGAAGUGGUUCAAAAAUAUGCGAUCCAUACUGCCAAUGUUGGCUUUUCUGUGAAAAAAUUGGGAGAGUCACACAACUCAUUGACGAUCAGAGAAUCACAGAAUAUCAAGGAAAGAAUUCGGGCAGUCUAUAGCUCUAGUGUUGCGAAUAAUAUAAUUCCAAUUGAGUCACAGGAUAUGGCAGAAAUUGGUUUAAAAGAAGUGAAUGGCCAAAUUUCGAAUUUGAAUUAUAAUGCUAAUAAGAAAAAAGCGCAGGUAGUUUUUUUCAUCAAUAAUCGUUUAGUAGAUUGUGAUCCUUUGAAGAAAUCUUUAUUAAACAUAUACUCGGCAUAUUUACCUAAGGGUGCAAAACCAUUUGUGUAUUUAAGUCUAAGUAUAAAUCCAGCCCAACUCGAUGUCAACAUUCAUCCAACAAAAAAGGAGGUUCGUUUCUUACAUGAGGAGGAAAUAAUUGAUUUUGUAUGUCAAAUUGUUCAAUCAGCCUUAAGUAAUGUGGACGACUCGAGAACAUUUAGAGCGGUACGUUUAUUGACUCGCUCGGAAAAUCGUGAUUAUAUAGAAAACCAGGAAUUAUCGCGACCUGCAGCACCACCGCCACCAAAGAAAAGGCAGAAGAUAUCAUUGAAUCAAAGUUUAUCCCAAUCGUUUGCGUUUGGUGCCUCUGCUCCAAAGCCUCAUGAAAGUAAGCUUGUACGCGUGGAUGGUACUCAAGCGAAGAUUACUUCUUUUCUACAACCCACAAAAUCCAAAUCUACUCAAGAGCAAAAUUCGUUACCAUCUCAAGACACGUCUAUUUUUGAGAAUUCUGUGUUUGAGCUCGAUGAUUCAAGCACCCAGGAUGGGUCUUUUAUGUUAGCAAGCAAGGAGAACUUUACGUUUGUUGCUAAUGAAAGGGUAAAAGUAACACUAGAUAGUGUUGGCUUACUACGUUCUACUGUUGAAAAGUCUGUCAAUCGUGAACUAACAAAAGUUUUUUCUGACUUUGUAUUUGUUGGCAUUGUUCAAUACUCUUCAAGAAUGCUUACUUUUCAAUCAGGAAUUAGUUUAUUUUUAGUGGAUUAUGGUAAGUUGUUUUAUCAUCUCUUUUAUCAAAUUGGUGUUUCUGAUUUUGCCAACUUUGGGAAAAUAUUUUUGAAAACUGGAGUGCUGAUCAGAGAAUGUGUCCUUUUUGUUGAUAAGAAAACAAGGCCAGAUAAUGUUGAUGAAGCGAAAUCUAAUGAACUCAUUAACGAGCGUAUUGGCCUGCUUGUCGGGAUGAAAGAUAUGUUGGAAGAAUAUUUCAGUAUUGUUUUAGAUGUCAGUGACCCCAUGAAUCCAAAUUUGCUGUCAGUCCCGCUACUCGUCAAAAACCAUCUUCCAUCGAUGGCUAAAUUGGCAAUCUUCAUUUACAAAGUGGUAAUGAAAAUUGACUUCGAUGAUGAAACGGCUUGCCUUGACGGAGUUCUCAAAGAAAUUGCGUUAUUUUAUGUACCUGAUAGUGUUCCGGGAUACGACGAUGUAAAGAACGGCGAGGAGUCUGAAGAUAUGAUAAAAUAUAUCAAGACUGUGGAAUUUUUAUUGAAUGUGGUUAAGAAACGAUUUUUGGCCACAGAUGAUUUGGUGGACUCCUUGGUUGAAAUUGCGAACUUACCAUCUUUGUAUAAAUGUUUUGAAAGAUGCUGA
This is a messenger RNA of Saccharomycopsis crataegensis, 2199 nucleotides long. It is a transcript of the gene MLH1, whose product is annotated as mismatch repair ATPase MLH1. NCBI's taxonomy places the organism in Eukaryota, Fungi, Ascomycota, Saccharomycetes, Ascoideales, Saccharomycopsidaceae. The record is from RefSeq and is a predicted model, not a curated record. Gene Ontology annotation, molecular function: mismatched DNA binding; ATP-dependent DNA damage sensor activity; ATP hydrolysis activity. The transcript is spliced from 2 exons. Bases 1 to 2199 code for a protein of 732 amino acids. Gene Ontology annotation, biological process: mismatch repair. Gene Ontology annotation, cellular component: MutLalpha complex.